Molecule: messenger RNA, 780 nt
Organism: Penicillium taxi
Lineage: Eukaryota; Fungi; Ascomycota; Eurotiomycetes; Eurotiales; Aspergillaceae
Product: GIG1 family protein
Exons: 3
Coding region: 1-780 (259 amino acids)
Biological process (GO): N-acetylglucosamine metabolic process
Cellular component (GO): cytoplasm
Source: RefSeq, a predicted model, not a curated record
AUGCUUCACUCUGGCGUAUCAAAAGCUGCAGCAAUCAAUGCGCUUGACAAGAAACUGACCGAGCCUGAUCCCACCGAGCCCGCCCAGUUUCUCCAGGACCAUGGCCUCAACGCUGAUAAUCUGCCUUUCUGGCUGAUGAAUGUACCCCGAUCACAAUGGACGGCGGAAUGUCCAGACUUUCUACGCGGUACAUCAGCUAAGAACAUCCAAUGUCUGGCUAUACCAGAUGAAGCGUACCAACGCCAAAAUUGGGAGGUGGUUCAAGAAAUCAUCAAGACGAACCGGAUUGAUCUAUUCCAGAGGGUUCCGAGCGCCCUUCGCAGAUACCUAGAAUUUACGGCCCAAAUCAAAGCUCAAUAUGGAUCUGUGAUGCGGUUCAUUGUUCAAAAGCGACUUCAAUGGGGCGAGGGCAGUCCAGACGACAUGAAGCCUACGGGGCAGCCAUUCGAGUUCGAAGAGGAUAUUCGGAUUCUGUACAAUGACUGGCCGUAUGGUGUCAACACGGACAUUGUCCAUCUGGUCGUUUGGACCAAGUUUGAGUUGGAGGAUGAUCCAGCCACUGACGAUCUGACCGCCGAUGCACGCGAGGCGAUCGAGCGGUUCGUGCAGCAAACUUUUUGCUCUCGAGUGGCGUCUGAAAAGGUAAUUUGGUUCAAGAACUGGAAAUCACUGAAAUCAGUACACGCUGUCGAACACUUCCACGUCAUGCUCCAUCAGCCGGAUAUGGCAUUUGUAAGGGAGAUCACCCGAGGUGAUAUGCCGUUGAUUGACCAAAUUUGA